AUGGCAACGAACAAUAUGCACAACCUCACCACCCUCAUCAAGCGGCUCGAGGCAGCCACGGCUAGACUCGAAGAUAUCGCCACCUCUACCAUCGAGCUUCCCCAAGCCGUUCCCGCCCUCAAUCAAUCGGUCACCUCGCCUCCUGCUGCUCCCAAUGCCUCAGCUCCUCCCCCGGCGCCUCAAGCCCCCGCCGCUCCUCAAGCUCCCCCCGAGCCAGUCCCAGAGUCCAUCGAGGAGUUCGACCAAUUCAUAUCCACAUCGGUCGAGAAAUAUGUGAAAACCAGCCAGCAGCUGGGAGGCCUCGUUGCCGAUCAGGCUGCCAAAGUUCUUCAGGGUUUCCAAGCCCAGCGCAACUUCCUCCUGAUCACCACGAAGGCUAAGAAGCCUGAUCUGAACGGUGCUGAAAUGGCUGUGUACCAGGACCUCCUUAAGCCCAUCAACGAAGCCCUCGUAGCUGUCAACAAUAUUAAAGAGUCCAAUCGAGGAUCGCCAGUCUUCACUCAACUAAGCGCCGUCGCCGAGGGCAUCAUGGUUCUCGCCUGGGUUACUGUUGACAACCGUCCUUAUAAGCAUGUUGAAGAUUCGUUGGGUUCUGCUCAAUUCUUUGGUAACAGGGUAUUGAAGGAACAAAAGGACAAGGAUGCGCAACAAACCGACUGGGUGCAGGCCUUCUAUCAAAUCUUCCGCGAUCUUGCCGAUUAUGUCAAACAGCACUUUGCUAGUGGCAUCCCCUGGAACCCAAAGGGUCAGCCGGCUCAGGAAGUCGCCAAAUCUUUGUCCGCAUCUGCUGCUUCCGCCACUGCUCCUCCACCACCGCCGACUGGCGGGCUCCCGCCUCCGCCUCCGCCUCCCGGUCCUCCCCCGGUACUGGAGAUCAAGGAAGAAACACCUGGCGGCAAGGGUGGAUUGGGCGCCGUGUUCUCCGAGCUCAACAAAGGCGAAGCUGUGACGAAGGGUCUUCGCAAGGUUGACAGGUCGGAAAUGACGCACAAGAACCCGUCCCUCCGCGCAAGCUCGAAGGUACCUGAUGGGGAGGGAUCAGUACGCGGGAAGAGCCCGGCUCCUGGCAAGAAGCCUAAGCCAGAGAGCAUGCGCGUCAAAAAACCGCCAAAGAAGGUGCUUGAAGGCAACAAGUGGACUAUCGAAAACUUCGAGAAGGAGCCUCAACCCAUUGAAAUCGAGGCGUCUAUAUCACACUCCAUUCUGAUCAGCAAGUGCAGCAACACUACCAUUAUUGUCAAGGGCAAGGCAAACGCUGUUACUAUUGAGAACUCGACUCGUCUGUCGUUGAUUGUGGAGUCACUUGUGUCUACUGUGGAUGUCAUCAAGUCUCAGAACUUUGCGUUGCAGGUCAUGGGGGCUGUGCCCGCUGUUCUAAUGGACUCGAUUGACGGCGCUCAAGUCUACUUUAGUAAAGACAGCACGGACACCAAGAUUUACUCGAGCAAAUCUUCAGGUAUUAACCUCAAUGUUAUCUCGGGAGAAGACGAGGACUAUGUGGAGGUGCCUCUUCCAUCGCAGAUUUGCUCUUACUUUGAUGAGAGCAAGGGCGAACUUGUCAAUGAGAUCGUAUCUCACUCAGGCUAA
Molecule: messenger RNA, 1587 nt
Organism: Colletotrichum orchidophilum
Lineage: Eukaryota; Fungi; Ascomycota; Sordariomycetes; Glomerellales; Glomerellaceae
Exons: 5
Coding region: 1-1587 (528 amino acids)
Biological process (GO): regulation of adenylate cyclase activity; cytoskeleton organization
Cellular component (GO): cytoplasm
Molecular function (GO): actin binding; adenylate cyclase binding
Source: RefSeq, a predicted model, not a curated record